CAAUGCACAUCCGAUGAAAACAAAUAUGGCGUCAAGUUACACAUCUUCUCCUCGAUACAUUAAUGAUACGGAUUACGAUGAUGUCGAUAGCCUAGACUUGGAUGAUGAUCGAGAUUUUGAUGAAAAUUUUACCGAUGAAGCAAUGGCUUCCUUCAAUACAGAGGAUGCCAGUGAAACAGACAUGGUGAAGCGAGAAACGGAAUACACAGAAAUCAAAGAACAAAUGUAUCAAGACAAACUGGCACACUUGAAAAAACAACUGCAGCAGUUAGAAGAAGGCACUUUACCUGAAUACAUAAAGAAGAGGAAAAAAAUAGAUCAGAAUUAUAAGGAACGGAUUCGCAUCAAUGAAAUCUGGAGAGAAUUUGAGCUUGAUGUAGUAGAAAGAGAGUAUAUAAAGGAAAAGAAAGCAUCUGUCAAAGACUUUGAGGAAAAGAAAAUAGAGCUUAAAGAGAAUCUCAUUCUGGAGUUUGAAGAGAAAAAGAAGAAUAUAGAAAAUGAGAGAAACUCCAUGGACCUAACAGGAGGAUUUCUUCUCUCCGACUCCAUGGAAAUUAAACCUGUGACUACAAGAAAGCUACGCAGAAGACCCAAUGACCCGAUGCCCCUCCCAGAGAAAAGACGGAAACAGACACCUGCACAACUAAAUCUGUAUCUGGAUGAGGGAGACAUUUUAGACGAUUUACGAAUCAUCAACAAAGUUAGUGGGAAACCUGUCAGUAAGAAGGUCACCCCGCAUCCAUCACCCAUAGAAGCCAUUAUAGCCGAAGCCAAAAUUGACGAUGGGAGGCUUUAUUAUGAUAAAAGAUGGUUCCAUCGGAAUCAACCAGUAUUUGUAGAGUCCAAGGAUAUGGGGAAGUUUACAGGGGUAAUUACAGCUGUGGGUACACAAGAGAUUUGGAUUAGAAAAAUUCCAGACAACUGUAAAAUGAGAAUUUCAGUUGGGCAAUUAGAAAAAGGACAGAUAUUUUUAAGACGCAGGUGAAAGGUGCUUAUUAGUAUUAUAUAUGUAUGUGCUGAUAUAUCAUUACAUUGUGAAAAAAACGUCACAUCUGUUGUGAAAAUGUUUCUUCCUGAUGCAUUCAGUGAUAAGAAAAUUGAACACUGCCACCAUUAAAUGUAUUUUGUAUGAUGUUUUUAACUACCUAUGUGAAGUUUAUUUAUACUCUGAGAGUAUUAAAGAUGUUUUGUUAAAUAGA
Molecule: messenger RNA, 1199 nt
Organism: Saccostrea echinata
Lineage: Eukaryota; Metazoa; Mollusca; Bivalvia; Ostreida; Ostreidae
Product: sin3 histone deacetylase corepressor complex component SDS3-like
Exons: 10
Coding region: 14-985 (323 amino acids)
Biological process (GO): negative regulation of transcription by RNA polymerase II
Cellular component (GO): Sin3-type complex
Molecular function (GO): histone deacetylase binding
Source: RefSeq, a predicted model, not a curated record